This is a messenger RNA of Thermothielavioides terrestris NRRL 8126, 1756 nucleotides long. RefSeq lists its product as uncharacterized. NCBI's taxonomy places the organism in Eukaryota, Fungi, Ascomycota, Sordariomycetes, Sordariales, Chaetomiaceae. The transcript is spliced from 3 exons. Bases 115 to 1287 code for a protein of 390 amino acids. Gene Ontology annotation, molecular function: phosphate transmembrane transporter activity. Gene Ontology annotation, cellular component: mitochondrial inner membrane. Gene Ontology annotation, biological process: mitochondrial phosphate ion transmembrane transport. The record is from RefSeq and is a predicted model, not a curated record.
CGCCCGUAAACUUGGCGUCAAGAUUCCACACAUUCACUGCUCCUCCGGUGCGAAGAACGAUUGCGCCCAUUGACGGCUGAAUCACUUAGGAGUUCCUUCCCAUCUCCAGACAAGAUGCCGCUGUUCCCGAGCUACGACGUGCUGCAGCAGACCUUCGGCAGCCCGUAUGCGCGCCGACGGGCGCAGAACAGCGCCAGCAGCAGCAAGCCCAAUGCGAGCGGCGCCACGCCGUACCAGGCCCGUCUGGACCUGUACCCGGCCUACUCGGUCGUGGACGACGCGAAGAACAAGGCGCAGAAGCUGAGCGCCGAGGCCGCGCGCGAGUUCGAGGCGGCCAGCCAGAAGGCGCAGGAGAAGGCGGGCAAGAUCGAGUUGUACUCGGGCAAGUACUACGCCGUCGCCACGGUGGGCGGCAUGUUGGCCUGUGGCCUCACGCACACGGCGGUCACGCCGCUGGACCUGGUCAAGGUGCGGCGGCAAGUCGACUCGAGCCUGUACAAGGGCAAUUUCCAGGGCUGGUCGAUCAUCUACCGGGCCGAGGGCCUCCGGGGCAUCUUCACGGGCUGGAGCCCGACGCUGUUCGGCUACUCGGCGCAGGGCGCGUUCAAGUACGGGUGGUACGAAUACUUCAAGAAGACGUACUCGGACCUGGCGGGCCCGGAGGCGGCGUACAAGUACAAGACGGGGCUGUACCUGGCGGCGUCGGCGUCGGCCGAGUUCCUGGCGGACAUCGCGCUGUGCCCGUUCGAGGCGGUCAAGGUGCGCAUGCAGGCGACCAUCCCGUCGCAGUACAAGGGCACGGUGGACGGCAUCAGCAAGAUCGCGGCGGCCGAGGGCGUCGGCGGGCUGUACAAGGGCCUCUACCCGCUGUGGGGCCGCCAGAUCCCCUACACCAUGAUGAAGUUCGCCUCGUUCGAGACCAUCGUCGAGAUGAUCUACGACCGGCUCCCCGGCAGCAAGAACGACUACGGCAAAGCCGCGCAGACGGGCGUGUCCUUCGUCGGCGGCUACCUGGCCGGCAUCCUGUGCGCCGUCGUGUCGCACCCGGCCGACGUCAUGGUCAGCAAGCUGAACGCGUACCGCAAGCCCGGCGAGGGCUUCGGCGCCGUCACGUCCAGGAUAUACAAGGACAUCGGCUUCAUGGGCCUGUGGAACGGCCUGGCGGUGCGCAUAGUCAUGAUCGGCACCCUGACCGGGUUGCAGUGGAUGAUCUAUGACUACUUCAAGAUCUUCAUGGGUCUGCCCACGACGGGUGGUCCCGCACCGCCGACGCCGAAGAAGGAGUGAAGCUGCAUAGCGGGGAUAUCAGUUCUUGUUGCGGAGCAUGGAUCGGGUGGGGGUAAGGGCUUAUUGCAGAGCGAACCAGGCCGAGGUUUCUGAUGCUGUUUGCGAUCUGUAGUGUAGUAGUCAUUUCGUUCUGUUUUUCGUCGAUCCAACGGAGAUACAGGAGGAAGAUUUUCUUCUCGUUUGCCAAAGCGCCAGAUUCACACGGCGCCGCGCCCUUAUGGAUGAACGGUCGAAAGUGGGCGGCAGACGUGAUUGCCUAGAUUGGAGGCUCGUAGCUUGUAGCUCAUAUUGCGUGGCUGGUGGAUCGAUCUGUCUGCCUUUCUGCCUUGUGACUUUACGGAGGAUCGAUUACGUGUAUUCCAAGAACUAGCCACCAUUCCUGCGGCGAGCUAAGCGCUGAGGGACCAGCCGUCGCAUAAACAUGAGUACGCGUAUUCCCAAACCCCUGGCGGAAAUGAGAGACACAGCC